UGCGCCGCGUCACCGCGAGCGAAGAGGGUGCGAGAGAGGGCGCGCGGAGCCCAACUGGAUGGUGGUUCCCACGAAGACCGCUCCGUUUAGAGAGGCGAAGGAGGUCAGGCCUCUUCUUGAUACCCAGAGAAAGAGUUACCUGGGCUCCCACCGCCUCCAUCGUUCUCCUCGCUGCGUGUAUCAGGUGUCCAGAAUGCAACAGGAUCUGUCCUCUCUGCGCUGUGACUGAGGAGGAGAAGUGAUGCCUCAAGACGAUAGCUGCUGGAGAGUUUGCAGCAGGGGCUUUUACAGCUGCCACUGGAAGGAACCCAGUGACAAUAAGAGAAAACACGCAUGCUGUUGGUUCUCAGUUGUCACUCUGGCCUCCCUGCUCUCCCUGUGCUGGAUGUACAUUUGUCUGGUUACUUUUAAUGACCGAGAUGAUGUUAACUGGCAAGGCUUCACAAAGCUGAAACGGUGGGUGAACUGGUUCAUGGUGGUGAUCAUCAUUUCUGCAGUGUUAACCAGCUACUGCGUUCUGCUGCUGCUCUUUGCUCUGUUCCAAGUUGCCUUACGAGAACCGCUCGACUUACACUGGCUGCACAAGAUCUUUUUAGUUCUAGGUGUGAUAUUCAUCACUUUAGGGGUCACAGGCUUUAGUCUCCAGUGGAGGCAAGAAUGGCCAACUCUUCCUCUCUCGCUCCUGGCCACAGGUCCUUUCUUGCAGUUUGGUGCUGCUGGGGCGUUAAUCCUGCUGAGCCCUUUCAUCUUCAGGGGCAUCCACAUGGCCCCAGGAAAGCGGUCGAAGUUCCUCAUCACAGCGGUAUUUUUAGUGGUAUCAGUGGCAAUCUUCCUGUGUCCCCUGUUCAUCUGGUCUCCUUGUCUGAUAGAGCUGCAUUUGCCUGAAAAACCGAAGCUCAUUGGCCACCGAGGUGCACCGAUGCUGGCCCCGGAGAACACCAUGAUGUCCUUCAACAGGAGCAUUGCGUGCGGCGUGACAGCCUUUGAGACGGACGUACAGCUCAGCAAAGACAGAAUUCCCUUCUUGAUGCAUGACCAUAACCCUGGGUUCUUGCUGAGAACGACAAACGUUAAAGAGAAGUUCCCCGACAAAGACUUCAGCCAUGGCACCAACCUGACCUGGGAGGAGUUACAGAGUCUGAAUGCAGGCGAAUGGUUCCUAAAGACAGAUCCUUUCCAUUCAGUAUUUGAGCUCUCACAAGAGGAGACAGAAACAGCCAGGAAUCAGACCAUACCCUCCUUACUACAGCUCCUCAACCUCGCCAAGCUGCACAACAUCUCGCUGAUAUUUGACCUUUAUAGUCCUGACAAGGACAAUGACACAGAGGACACAGUCGACACCAUCUUGAGAUCUGGUAUUGACCCGAGCCAGGUCCUCUGGCUUCCUCCAGUAAAAAGAGAAUAUGUAAGGAAAACUGCUCCAGGCUUCAUCCAGGUCUACAACGAUAGUGAGAUGCUUAAAGAAAAAGGGGGAAACUACCUGAAUGUGAAAUACAGCAAGUUGAGUAUGGAAGAUAUCAGCAACAACAGGAAGGCGGGUGUUAGAGUGAACAUGUGGGUGGUUAAUGAGCGUUGGCUGUUCUCCCUGCUGUGGUGUGCAGGGGUCAGCUCUGUUACCACCAACUCCUGCCACCUCCUAAAAGACAUGGACCGUCCUGACUGGUUCAUGUCGCUGGAGACAUACAAAAUAAUAUGGAUUACAGUGGACAUUGCAUCUAUUGUGAUUAUGAUUGGACUCUACAUAUUUCAGUGGAAAACACACUGCUCCUGUCAGAGAAAAGGGACGAAGAAGCAAAGAAACAACACUUCAGCCAGGAACGAGAAAGAACUGUCUUGCUUCUUGCCGACUAGCUCACCAGACUGCAGCAGGAGAUCUGUCCUCCCCAAAACUGAUGUACGUCUGUGUCUGAACUGCACGAAUGGUUUGGACCUAGAUUAGGAGGAAAAAAAGUUAAUGUGAAUAACCAUGCACUGGAUUCCCAAGCCAUGAAAAAAAGGGUAUGAUAAUGAUGUGACUUAAAUAUUGUCACAAUGCUACUGGAUGGCAGUUUUACAUUCUGUCUUUUGUGUAACUUUAGCGAGGUAACUGGGUUUAUAUAUGUUUUACGUGGUUUUGAUCAGUCUUCUGUUGCUACUGAAAAUAGGGAGCUUUUCUCUGAUUGUAUCACUGUAAAGUGCACUGCACUGGAUUUCCUCUUGGCACUUUAUGUCACUGUGUUUUUUUUUCUUCUGUUGUUGCUGUUUGUUACAAAACUUUUCAUUGUGUCACCACUUCAGGAAAGAUGUGUAUAUAUUGUAACCUGAGCCAAAAGCAGUGCAGCUAUUUUAUA
Chelmon rostratus (copperband butterflyfish) is the source of this 2330-nucleotide messenger RNA. RefSeq names its product glycerophosphodiester phosphodiesterase domain containing 2 (gene gdpd2). Bases 242 to 1939 code for a protein of 565 amino acids. Gene Ontology annotation, molecular function: glycerophosphodiester phosphodiesterase activity. The record is from RefSeq and is a predicted model, not a curated record. Gene Ontology annotation, biological process: lipid metabolic process. Gene Ontology annotation, cellular component: membrane. Lineage: Eukaryota; Metazoa; Chordata; Actinopteri; Chaetodontiformes; Chaetodontidae. The transcript is spliced from 16 exons.